AUGAGCGCCGCCGCCGCCCUGGACGGGCUGGACUCGCUGUCGUGCUACCGGAGCUGGUCGCUGGAGCCCGCCAACUUCUACGACGCCACGGUGGGCGCGGGCGGCGGCGGCGGCGGCUCGUGCAAGGCGGGCGGGCUGAGCGCCGUGGCGGGCGAGGAGUGCGGCGGCGGCGGCGUCGGGGGGGGGAUGCCCCCCGGGGCGGGCCGCGACCUGGCGGAGCUGAGCGCCGCCGCCGCCGCCUCGGCCAUGUACGAGGACGAGAGCGCCAUCGACUUCAGCUCCUACAUCGACUCCAUGGCGGCCGUGCCCAACCUGGAGCUGUGCAACGACGAGCUCUUCGCCGACCUCUUCAACAGCAACCACAAGGGGGGCGGCGAGCGCGGCGGCGGCAGCGGCGGCGCCUACGGGGACUACCUGCCCGCGCACCAGCAGCAGCAGCAGCCGUCGUCGGGGGGCGGCGCCCUGGCCGGGCUGCUGCUCGCCAGCGUCCCCCCGGGCCCGCUGCGCGGCGCCGUCAAGCAGGAGCCGUCGUGGGGCGACGAGGCGCCGGGGGGCGCGGCGCCCUCGCUGCUGCCCUCGCAGAUCGCCGCCUGCGCGCAGACGGUGGUGAGCCUGGGCGGGCAGCCCACGCCGCCCACCUCCCCGGAGCCGCCGGGCAGCGCCUCGCCGUCCAGCUGCAGCGGCCGCUCGACGGCCUCGUCGUCCUCGCGCUCGGGCGGCGGCAAGGAGCGGGCGGGCAAGAAGGGCGUGGACCGCUUCAGCCCCGAGUACCGGCAGCGGCGGGAGCGCAACAACAUCGCCGUGCGCAAGAGCCGCGACAAGGCCAAGCGCCGCAACCAGGAGAUGCAGCAGAAGCUGCUCGAGCUCUCCGCCGAGAACGAGCGGCUCCACAACAAGGUGGAGCAGCUCACGCGGGACCUGGGCGGCCUGCGGCACUUCUUCAAGCAGCUGCCCGGCGCCUCCUUCCUGCAGGCGCCCUCGGCCCCCGACGGCCGGUAA
This is a messenger RNA of Euleptes europaea (tarantolino), 999 nucleotides long. RefSeq names its product CCAAT enhancer binding protein delta (gene CEBPD). The record is from RefSeq and is a predicted model, not a curated record. The transcript has a single exon. The coding region runs from base 1 to 999 and encodes 332 amino acids. Lineage: Eukaryota; Metazoa; Chordata; Lepidosauria; Squamata; Sphaerodactylidae. Gene Ontology annotation, molecular function: RNA polymerase II cis-regulatory region sequence-specific DNA binding; DNA-binding transcription factor activity, RNA polymerase II-specific. Gene Ontology annotation, biological process: regulation of cell differentiation; DNA-templated transcription; regulation of transcription by RNA polymerase II.